AUGUCAAAUGGUUUUUUAUAUUUUUUUCUUUCCAAAAUUUCAGAACCUAAUGUCAUAGUACCCGAAGGACUUAAAGAUGUGCCAACAUUAAGUUAUUUUGGAUAUAUUAUAUCUUUGCUUUCUAAUGAGGGUCCUGACAAACUUUGGGAAAAUUCACAAAAAGUUCUUGAGAAAGAAGGAAUUGGAAAAGUUUGGUUCAAUGGAGCAUGGCAUAUCAUUACAACCGAUUUGGGACUUACAAAAGAUGUAUUUACGAGAGCAGAUUUGUUUCCUAAACCAUCGAUCGAAGAAUUGUUUCCCGGAUCUUUAUUGGCUA
Molecule: messenger RNA, 316 nt
Organism: Funneliformis caledonium
Lineage: Eukaryota; Fungi; Glomeromycota; Glomeromycetes; Glomerales; Glomeraceae
Source: the annotation of a GenBank genome assembly